Molecule: messenger RNA, 1951 nt
Organism: Hyla sarda
Lineage: Eukaryota; Metazoa; Chordata; Amphibia; Anura; Hylidae
Gene: ARL11
Product: ADP ribosylation factor like GTPase 11
Exons: 2
Coding region: 147-689 (180 amino acids)
Biological process (GO): vesicle-mediated transport; intracellular protein transport
Cellular component (GO): cytoplasm
Molecular function (GO): GTPase activity; GTP binding
Source: RefSeq, a predicted model, not a curated record
GCCUUAUCCUACAGUUGGAGAACUUCUGCUUUGUGAUGAAAUACAAAUUCUCAUUUCUGGAGUCCGACUGAAAGGAAUAAUGAGAAGACGCAAGAUGUUCCUCUGAUACCAGUAAAGAGCCAGACACCGGAAUUACAAACCUCAACAUGGGAGCACAAAAUUCUAAACCCGUGCACAAGAAGCAAUCCCGGGUGGUAAUGUUGGGUCUUGACUUUUCUGGAAAAUCCACCAUUCUUUAUAAACUUAAAAUGAAUCAAACCGUAGAGACCUUUCCCACUGUUGGAUUUAACGUGGAAUCCCUAGAAAUUGCCAGGAAUGUCUUUAUAACCGUGUGGGACGUUGGAGGUCAAGACAAACUGCGCUCAAACUGGAAAGAGUACCUAGAAGAUACGGACAUCCUCAUCUUUGUGGUAGACAGUAGUGAUAAAUUCAAGAUACAGGAGGCUACGGCCGAGCUGUUGACCAUAUUGAACAAUGAAAAUAUGACCGGAGUUCCUUUCCUGAUUUUGGCCAACAAACAGGAUUUACCUCAGGCUCUGUCCACCAAGGAACUUGUGAAUAUUCUAAAACUAGAAAAUUACGAUGAUAGAGCGUGGGAAAUACAAGCAUGCAGCGCAUACACUGGGGAAGGAUUGUCCGAGAUGGUGCAUUCAGUGUUGCGUCUACUAAAGAAGGCACGAGACCCAUAAUUUCAUGUUUUCAAUUUUUGGUCCUUGAUCUAAAUUCAAAAUGAACUGCAGUGAAACCGCUCCAAUAGUCCACCUCUUUGAGAAGACCACCUCUUUAUGCAGACACGAUGUUUUGUAUCAAAUUCCAUCAUAUACUAUGUACACUGGCUUUAUUGUUUGAAAGAAUCAUUUUCUAUGCAAUUUUGGUUUCACUGUAUAUUGUUUACAGGUUAGAUUGUUUCAUUUAUUCAGGAUUUAAUUAUUUAAAUAUCUUAUUAAAAGAUGAAUGCAUUUAUGUUUAUUUAUUUACAUCUGUAUGUCAUUGCUUUGAGUGCAACUAUACAGAUAAGAGGUGGUCAACCUAGCGCAUCAUGAGGGCUUCACACUUAACAUUUGACUCUACACUAGGUCCAGUGUCUGUUUAGCCAAUUUGCAGCAAAGAGUAUGCUUUACGUAUGUGGUCACUCUGGGGAAUACAAGGACAACUGAGUGAACGUCCUUAAAGGGGUACUCCACUGAAAACUUCUUAUCCUCUAUCCAAAGGACCCCCGCGACAUCCAGGCCGGCAGGGGCGGCGGCCAGAACACAGAAGCUUGGAGCUUCCGCGUUCGUGAUGUCAUGCUCCGCCCCCUCUAUUCAUGUCUAUGGGAAGGGACAUGCCAGCUAGUACAUAGCCGUCAUGCCUCCUCCCAUAAACAUGAAUGGAGGGGGCGUGAUACCUGUGUUCGCCAGUCAUUGGGUAUGGAGCGGAGUUUGCUCUGUGCAUCGAAUGACAGGGGUGCCGAAGCGGAGACCGUUGGAGUCCUCAAUGGCGGGACCCCCACGAUUAGACAUCUUAUCCCCUAUACUUUGAAUAGGGCUUGUUCACUCCACAAGGCACUCCAAGGCACAAAUAUGUUGGCAACCUGUCAAAAUGUGAUAUCAAGUAUAUAAACAUGGACGGUAAUGUACCCUUCUUAAUUCACUGACUUGAACGUAGUCAGCUAGAGACUACAUUCAGGUAAUUUUCUGAACAUGCACGUGUUUUGUCUUGGACUUAAAAGUGCAGCAAUCCAUGUGUAUGCUCAGAAAUGACCCGAGUGUAGUCACUAGCUGACUACAUUCAGGCCAUUGAAGUUGUUGGGGCUCAUGCCUGUCCAUGUAUACAUAGUCAUCCCAUUUUCACAGGUUAGCAAUGUAAACGUGCCUCGGAAAGGCUCAUUCACAGUGUGAACCUACCCUUAUUUCCAAAUGCUUAAAGGGGUACUCCGGUGGAAAACUUUUUUUUUUUUUAAAUCAACUGA